This is a messenger RNA of Aplysia californica (California sea hare), 2432 nucleotides long. Its product is annotated as OVARIAN TUMOR DOMAIN-containing deubiquitinating enzyme 6. NCBI's taxonomy places the organism in Eukaryota, Metazoa, Mollusca, Gastropoda, Aplysiida, Aplysiidae. Gene Ontology annotation, biological process: protein deubiquitination. The coding region runs from base 301 to 1788 and encodes 495 amino acids. The transcript has 3 exons. The record is from RefSeq and is a predicted model, not a curated record. Gene Ontology annotation, molecular function: cysteine-type deubiquitinase activity.
GUAAACAUUGGGAGUUGGUUCGCAAAGCUCUCAAAGCAACUAGAAUGUUCAUGAGUCAUCUGGGAAGAAUUGUUAGUCAUUCAGCAAGUUCGUGUAAUUGUAGGAGGGGUUGAAGGCAGUCAGUUUCUUCGUGUAUGUUGAUUGAAUCACACGUCCACUUACAGGUGGAAGACAUAAAUAGAUAGGUGAGUAAGCGGCGUGCUGGCAUUCAUCGGUGCCUGACUGAGCACUACGAAUUACGAUCGAUUGAUUCAUCGCGGAGCAAGAUCAUCACUAUAAACAACGACUUCACCCACCAGAAUGGUGUCUGUUGAGAGGGGACGACCACCUGAAAACAACUCAAAUUCAAGGAGGAGAUUGAGAACAUUUCCUCACAGACUUCAUAUUGAUCCUGACCUGGCAUUCACCUCACUAGCAGAUUCCUUUUUUGAAGAUAUGGCUGGGGGCCCUGCACUCCUCAACCCCAUGUUUCCAUCUCCCUCCUCAAGUUUCUUCCAUUCUAUGUGGGAUGACAUAAGACCAGCUCGUCGACGGUACCGAGUGACUAGUCCUUCAUCUCCUACUUGGUCCAGACCAUCAUGGGCCUCCCCUAAGUAUGAAACUCUUCGGUCACCAAGUCCUCCCGGCAAGGUCAUCCCCAUCAAGGUUGAGCACAUAACAGAGAGCAGAACACCAGAUACGAAUAAAAAGUGGAUUAAUCCAUCAGUGGUAACGAGUUCGUCAAAAUCUGAACCUCCUAUUGUCGUAGACGAUGAACCUGUCGAGGUGCCAAUUAUUUAUAAAUCUGCCUCAGCAGAUCGCUCUUGUCCUGGUAUAUCCAGCCACCGAAGAUUCAGUAGAAAUGUUUGUGAUUCGGAUAGUACUGUGUCAGUUUCUCCAAUCAAGAUUGAAGAGGAUGUCAUCAUUAACAAGUCGUCCGUUCAGUCGCUAGGUGCCCGGCGCAGUCUCUUUACACACAGCAAAACGUUGGGGGAUGAAAGGUCAAAACACACUCUGAGAGAUAAAUCAUAUGAAAUGAACAUAAGUAACAACAGUUCAGGGAAUGACAAAGACAGUGAAAGGUUAAGCCGAGAGACAAGUUCCUGUUCCAUAAGUAACGCUAUCUCAGUUGAUGACAUUGAAGUUGACGUCUCUAGUGCUGUAGAGAAACCAUCUGAGCUGUCCCAACCAUUCAGUUCAAGUAGUGAUCCAUCGCCAUCAGUCAGCAAAACAAGCACAGAAGAUGAUGAGAAAGAGGUCAAUCCAGCACCCAGUUAUCCUGUGUAUGAUAUUUUGAAAGACAAACUUGCACAGGAAAAUCGUCAAAUUGACUAUAUUCGAGGUGAUGGGAACUGCUUCUUCCGGGCUCUGAGCAAGCAACUGUAUGGCAGUGAGCGCUUUCACAAAACGAUACGCAGCUUAAUUGUGGACGUGAUUGCCACCAACAAGGACAAAUUUGCCCAGUUUGUGGACGGAGAGGAUGUGCAGACUCAUGUAAUGCGAAUGGCUGAGGAUCACAGCUGGGCCACAACCUGUGAGAUCUAUGCAGCUGCCACUUUGCUGCAAAGAGACAUCUACAUGUUGACACCGAAUCACCGCAACAUCAAGUACUCGUGGCUGCAUUUUCGCCCCGUGUUUGCAUUAAGUACAGACUCGGUUGAGGUGAGCCAUCACCCAUGUUACAUCUCACUGUGUAACACAAAUGGUAACCACUAUGACCGUGUGGUGGCGGAUCAUGGUGGCUGUAACUGUUUCCUCCCCCAUCCAGAGAUGGAUGGUGUUAGUUUCAGUGUUGAUCUCACUUCAUGAUGACAGCCCAUGACAGCGUAACUUAUGAAAGAACUUUUUCCUGGCAGAGAAGUUCAGUAUGGAACACCAGGCAGCUUUUUCUUGAGGAACCAUGUCUCUCUUUACUUACUCAGUUCAUUCAAGCGAAAAAGAAUUAGUUCUUCUAAGCUCCACUUCACUGUGUUUAUUUUUGUUUUUGCUAUUUAAUGACAGUGUGUUUUUGUAUGUGUAUUCUUUCGUGAAUCGGGAUAUAUUUUUUCAAGCCUUACUUGUCAUAGUCAUAUAAAAACUAAGUGAUAUUGAAGUUCAUUUCAGUUGACAGGACUUGAUGGUUAUUCUGCACAAUCUACCUUCAGUUGUGGCUUCAUAAUAAAUAUAUGAGUUGAAAUGUUGGCAUGUUUUGCUUUAAAUAAAUAUGAAAUUUUUACUUAUACUUCCGAUCCACAUGAAUUCCCCUUCCGCUGCUCUUCCUGAUUUAUUUCUACCUGUGUGACCUUAUGCUUGCCUUUGGCCUUGAUUGUAAAAUGAGCGGCUAAUGUAAUAUGUUCUUUUCACACGUUUUACUUUUUAUGUAUAGUCUGUUCCAAUCAGGCAUAUCCAAUGUCUUUCAUCAAGAGAGGAAAGAGUAGGCCUAGAUGUACUGUAAAACUUGCUUCAUUUAAUGG